UGGGGCCUCAUUGCAGUGGGUUGGGGAGAGAGUGGUCUGUAUGCGUGGUUUUGAGCUGAUUCCGUUUGUGGGUUUCGUGAUCGGGGUAUAGAUGUGGUCGUGGACGAAUUUUGUGUGGUGUUUGCGGUGGCUUGAUUAAGGUGGUGGCGUGUAUUGUUGUUGAGGUUGAGUGAGCUUGAGAGUUGGAGUUUCUUCACCCUUUUGUUUCUUUUCAGUAGAGUCUAUGCGAAUUUCGAAUUGUGUGCGAUGGGUGGACUGUAGUGUGGUUGUAACAGAUCGCUACUGCUGCAGUUUUGUGGAAAUUUGGCUCGCUGCGUCUUCUCGAUGCAAUAGAUCGUUGAGGCGAUUCAUGCUGGCAUAGGCAAAUUAUCUAAAUGUGAUAACGUACUUGUAGCGAGCAGGAUGCAUUUGGACAGAGAUCGGACAUUUUGUUAAUCAGAUUUCUGCUAAUUAUGGCUUUUAAUCUUGAGUUCAUUCUCAUGCAAUUUUUUUACUUUGCGAUAGUCAGGGUGACCUCUACAGCAAGGUUUACGCUUUCCUAGCUGUAGAUCCCGAUUCACCAUAUUCAACUAUUCCAAGACAAUAUUGAUUGUUGAGUUGGUUCAUAUAUAUAUAUAUAUAUAUAUAUAUAUAUAGAGAGAGAGAGAGAGAGAGAGAGAGAGAGAGAGAUGCUGAGGGACAAGCUGUCGAAGCCGAAACCCGAACGAAUCAUGAAAACCACUAAGGAUGGUCAUUUAGUCAAUGGGCUUUAUAACGAUGAAUAUCCGGUCACCAAACAUAAAGGAGCCAACAGAGUUCCAUUCAUAAUUGGAGUGGCUGGAGGCACUGCAUCUGGGAAGACAACUGUAUGUAAUAUGAUCAUUCAACAGCUUCAUGAUCAUCGUGUAGUUCUUGUAAACCAAGACUCGUUUUAUCGGGGCUUAACAUCGGAAGAAAAAGCGAAAGUAGGGGAUUACAAUUUUGAUCAUCCAGAUGCGUUUGAUACGGAGCAGCUACUUGAAUGUUUGGAGACUUUGAAAGCUAACCAGCCAAUUAAUAUACCUGAGUACGAUUUCAAGAGGCAUCAACGCUGCACUGACAAGUUCCGCAAGGUAAAUGCGUCUGAUGUCAUUAUCUUGGAGGGGAUACUAAUCUUUCACGAUGUUCGAGUUCGUGAAUUCAUGAAUAUGAAGAUCUUUGUUGACACAGAUGCUGAUGUUAGGUUAGCAAGACGGAUAAGGCGGGACACCCUGGAAAGGGGCAGGGAUGUCAAUGGUGUUAUUGAGCAGUACGGGAAGUUUGUGAAACCCGCUUUUGAUGAUUUUGUGUUACCCACAAAGAAGUAUGCGGAUGUAAUCUUGCCUCGUGGAGGAGACAAUCACGUGGCUAUCGAUCUCAUUGUGCAACAUAUACGCACCAAACUUGGUCAACACGAUCUUCGCAAGAUAUACCCUAAUGUUUUUGUGAUUCAGUCUACCUUCCAGGUUCGGGGGAUGCAUACAUUGAUUCGUGAUCAAGAUACAAAAAAACAUGACUUCGUCUUCUAUUCUGAUCGUCUAAUUCGAUUGGUAGUAGAGCAUGGAUUAGGUCAUUUGCCAUUUACGGAAAGGAUCAAUAUAUGUUGGAGUGGAUUUUUGCAAACAACUUUGUGGUGUAUCCAUAAUAAGGAGUUGAUCUACGAAAAAUUGCCGCGUGACAUAGCUGAACGACAUGUACUACUAAUGGACCCUAUUCUGGGAACAGGAAAUUCUGCAAUUCAAGCUAUAUUAUUGCUUCUGCAAAAAGGAGUCCCAGAAUCCCACAUCAUAUUUUUGAAUCUUAUAUCGGCUCCGGAAGGUAUUCAUGCUGUGUGCAAGAAGUUCCCUCUUUUGAAGAUUGUUACUUCAGAGAUUGAUGCUGGGUUGAACGAUGAAUUUCGUGUAGUACCUGGUAUGGGUGAAUUUGGAGACCGCUACUUUGGUACAGAUGAUGAUGGACCAGAGCAGAUGUACAUGUUUCCAAUAGAAACGAAGUCCUCACAAGCACAGAGUCCGGCUCUGGAGAUCCUAAGCAACGGCAAGAGGUAAAAAAGAAAUAAAAAGUUGAAAUACGUCUUCAUGAAUUUAGAGAAUUAUUUCUUAGUAAAAUACAACAAAUAGAAAUAUCGAUUCAUUUGGUGCAAUUUUUAAUUAAUUUCAUAAUUGAUUUCAACUAUGUUUGAUUUAACUCUACUUAUAUCAUUAUGAUUGUAAAUUGUAUUUUGCAA
Molecule: messenger RNA, 2224 nt
Organism: Physcomitrium patens
Lineage: Eukaryota; Viridiplantae; Streptophyta; Bryopsida; Funariales; Funariaceae
Source: RefSeq, a predicted model, not a curated record